CCCUAAAUUUAUCUAAUUAGUAAUGCAAUUUUUUAAUUUUGCCCUAAAUAUUUUUUGAUUAUUAAUAGGCAUGUUAAUAAUUACCCAUCUUGCUCAUUUAAUUCACAAAUAAGUAUUUAAUUUGAACAAUGUCGAAAUAGAAUCAGCAUUAAUGUUAAUCCUCAUUGAUUGAAAAACAAAUUUUUUUGUUCAUUUAAUACCUAUUCCCAGGUUACUGCCCAUUAAUUGCAGCAAAAAAUUGAUUGUUCAUUUAAUAGCAGUUGAUUAUUUACGAGUACAAUUUUAAACCACAAUGAGCAUAAAUUUAAUGCUUAUUAAUCCAAAACCCGAAAUUUUUUGUUCAUUUCAUACAACAAUGAGCAAAAAUUUACUGCUCAUACCAAUUGCUUAGACUCUUUGAAUGUAGAAUAAGCAUGCUCAUUAUCAUUCUUUGUUAUAUCAUUAUUUGCUCAUUAAUAACAUAAUGAAUAUUGAUCAUGAACAUUGAAUUGCUCAUGAAAAACAUAACAACAACUACUCAUUUAAAAACUAUACAUUGUUUUAUCAUUUUAAAAAUGUGCAGAAAUAUAUUGUUCAAGUAUGCUUUGCUCAAGUAUAGUUGUUUUCUCAUUGUGCUAAACUUUUCACAAAAUUUCCUGCUCAUUAGGCUGUUUUACUUGCGUUUCUUUUGCGUAGUUGACCCACCAAAUGAAGAUGACACUAUUUGUUUACAAGAAUCACAAGAAUUUGAGCUAUUGAGUAAAAUUGUGAAUACAGAGAAAAAGGCAUAUGAGCUCUAUAAUGAGUAUGCUUUUAGAAUUGGUUUUGGUGUUCGUGUUUCAAAGUUAAGAAAGCGACAAAAUGGAGUAAUAAAGGGUAGAGAAUUCUGCUGCAAUAAAGAAGGAAAAAAGCAAGAAAAAUCUGAUAAACAAUAUACAAAGCUUGACAGAAGAACUGGAUGCAAGGCAAUGGUUUAUUUUGAGAUAGAUAAGAACAAUCAAUAUGUUGUUGUACGACAUAAAAUGGAGCACAACCACACAUUCUGUCCACGUGGCUUAGUGCAUCACGUAAGAUCUCAACGGAGUAUAACGCAAGCUGAAGUGAACUAUCUAGCUCACUUGAGGAGUAAAGGUGUAGGUGUAGCAAAUGGGUACCGUUGUUUAAAGGCUGAAACAGGAAGCUCUCCUGCCCUUGGCUUUAACUUGCAAGACGCAUAUCAAGCCGUUUUAAAUGAAAACAAAAAAAACUUUGAUGGAAGUGAUGCAAACACCUUGAUAAAUUAUUUCAAGCAAAGAAAAGCAAAUGAGGAUGAUUUCUAUUAUGAUUAUGAGAUUGACACAGAUAGGUCACUAUGUAGCUUUUUUUGGAGGGAUAAGACAAUGAAAGCAGAUUACAUAGCCUUUGGUGAUCUACUAGUAUUUGACACAACAUAUAAUACCAACAAGUAUGGUCUUGUAUGUGCUCCAUUAGUUGGAAUGAAUUACCACACUCAUAAUUGCAUGUUUGGAUGUGGAUUCCUCCUAAAUGAGAGAAUAUCUUCUUUUGUAUGGUUAUUCACAACAUUCUUGAAAUCCAUGGAUAACAUCCAUCCAAAAACAGUCAUGACAGAUCAAGCUCUUGCAAUGGCUUCAGCUAUUUCUAGUACUUUCCCGGAUGCAAAACAUAGACUGUGUACAUGGCAUAUAGGGGAAAAUUCAAAGAAACACAUCAGGCAUUUAAGGGAUAUACCUGAAUUCUUGGAUGAGUACAAAAUUAUCAUGAAGAAAUGUCACACAGAAGAAGAAUUCAACUACCAUUGGAACAAGAUGGUAACACAACAUAAUUGUGCAAACAAUCCAUGGCUCUUACAAAUUUAUAGUAUAAAGGACAAAUGGUGUCGUUGCUUUGGCAAAGACAAAUUUUCCGGAGGUGUAUUGUCUUCCCAAAGGAGUGAAUCUACAAAUCAUUCCUUGUCAAGAAGACUAAACAAAAGCACAUGUUUGUGUGACUUUUACAACGCAUUUUGUGAAGUCAUCGGUGAAUGGAGAAGCAAUGAGGAAAAGAUAAUGAAAGAUGUUGGGAAGGUUAUCCACAAAUUGUUGUGCCCUAUGUGAGUAUUCUACACUAUGCCUCUAGACAUUAUACUAUUGAAGCCUAUAAGGUUUUUCAAAAAGAAUUCACAAAGGGAAUGUCUUUUAGACACGAAUUGCUAUCACAAGAUAAUAAUAUCCUGAUAUUUCUAGUUCGGAAAUCAAAAGAGGAUAUUUUUGGACAUGUUGUGACUUACGAUGAAAUCAACAACAAUGUUUGUUGCACUUGUAAAAGGUUUGAGGAAAAGGGCUUCUUAUGUAGGCAUAUACUAAGGAUUUAUCAUAUGUACUCUGUUGAAACACUACCAACUGUCUUCAUGUUGAACCGUUGGA
Messenger RNA from Beta vulgaris subsp. vulgaris (sugar beet), 2381 nucleotides. Its product is annotated as protein FAR1-RELATED SEQUENCE 5-like. The transcript is spliced from 2 exons. Bases 477 to 2072 code for a protein of 531 amino acids. NCBI's taxonomy places the organism in Eukaryota, Viridiplantae, Streptophyta, Magnoliopsida, Caryophyllales, Amaranthaceae. The record is from RefSeq and is a predicted model, not a curated record. Gene Ontology annotation, biological process: regulation of DNA-templated transcription.